AAAAAAUUUCUAACCAUUUAGUUUUUAAAUAAUAGAUAAGAUACACAGACGACACAACACAAGCUAACUCCAAUCGACUUAUUUUUUAUUAAGAAAAAGAAGGAAAACUGCAUAAGACUUACCUCAUCCCAACUAAAACAAACAAAACUAUUCACAAGACCAAAAUUAAUUACGUCUCUUGUUUGUCUCUUUGUUCUAUUGUUCUAUUGUUCAAUCAUAUAAUAUCAUCAUCCUGCUCAAUCUAAAAAAAUAUACACUCAUUCAGUCUCAAUAGCAACAAAACCAAAACCCAAAAUCAAUCAUGCCGUCUUCGUCUUCAUCAUCCUCAAAUCCACCUUCCUCCCCUUACUUCCAAACUCUCCUAGACUCCGCUCGUCCCUUCCUCCGCGGCGAGCUCGAGUCAGUCGACGACAGGCUCCCUUCCCUCGUCAGUGUCCUCCGCUCAGUCGGCGCCGGCGAGUGCUGGCACAAACACGGCAGCUUCCUCGAUCACCUCGUCGAGAUGUACCGGAUUCUCAAGCUAUGGCGAGCCCAGGACUCCGUUUGUCUCCUCGGUCUCUUCCACUCUGCCUACUCAAACUCCUACGUCAAUCUCGCCAUCUUUGACCCUUCCACGGGACGCGAAGUGGUUUCGAAACAUGUCGGAGAAGCCGUUGAGAGAUUGAUUUACUUGUUCUGCGUCGUCCCAAGGCAGCCUCUGAUCCACGACGAUCUUCUCUUCCAUUAUACUGACUCUGAACUUAUCGAACAUCUGAAGUGUUCGGAGAUUUCGGUUCGGAAUGCUAAGGGAAAAGGAUUGUUCGAUGAAGAUGAAGCGUGGAGAAAGAAGAUAAGGGGUAUUGUUCCUGCUCGUGGGGUUGUUGUGAAGCACAUAAAGACCGGUGAAGACGUCCUCGUUUCAAGGAGACUUGUGGCCAUUUUCUUACUGACUACCAUGGCAGAUUUUAGUGAUCAGCUUUUUAGUUUCCAGGAUUGUUUGUUUGAGAAUUUUGAUGGGAAGCUGGCGUUCAAGGGGAAUGAUGUUCCGGCCGGUCUGUGGCCCGGUGACGGCAGACCAGGGCUUUGGAUGAGCUCGAUAUCGAGAAUGGGUGCUCUUUACAAUUUGUUAGUGAGAGAGGAAGAGAUUUUUGGUGAAGAGAGGAAAAGGGGGAGUGGAGAGAAGGUUGAUGAUGAGGGCAGAGAUGGUGAUUUGGAGCUUGUGAUUCCCCCUGUUUUUGAGAAUUGCACAAGGGUUUUAGAUGCAGGGGAACAAAUCAAGGCCAGGGAUUUGUACUGGGAAGCUGUUUGUGAUAUGUCUAAGAGAGGGUUGGAGAAAGUGGAGGAGUUACUGUUGGGUUGUAUUGAGAAAAACCCUUUUGUUGGAGAGCCACAUGUGGUUUUGGCUCAGCAUUAUAUGUCUCGUGGGAGGUUUGAAGAGGCUGAAAAUGAGGCUCAGAAAGGGCUGACCCUAAUCUUGGAGUGGGGUAGUCCUUGGGACAAGAGGAUGUCCUGGGAAGGUUGGAUUGCUUGGGGUAGAGUCUUACUUAUGAAGGCAAAAGAAAGAUCUUGGCCUCAAAAUGCUUGGGGGAUUCUCAAUUUAGGCCUUGUUAGGUAGAAUCUUAGACUGUGACGAUGGUGGCAUCUUUAGAAACUUAACACUAUUAAUGAUAUUGAAUGAAGGGUACAACCAUAGAGGGUAGUUAGGAAUUACUGUUCUUCUCUUUUAUCAUAGUAAUUUCUAGGCACCAUUGUCAAAUUUGAAAAGUUUUAUUACAAAUAAAGUACAUUGUGUUGCUGUUCA
Messenger RNA from Cannabis sativa, 1780 nucleotides. RefSeq lists its product as uncharacterized. Lineage: Eukaryota; Viridiplantae; Streptophyta; Magnoliopsida; Rosales; Cannabaceae. Bases 302 to 1594 code for a protein of 430 amino acids. The transcript has a single exon. The record is from RefSeq and is a predicted model, not a curated record.